Antechinus flavipes (yellow-footed antechinus) is the source of this 1792-nucleotide messenger RNA. RefSeq names its product zinc finger FYVE-type containing 19 (gene ZFYVE19). Bases 161 to 1360 code for a protein of 399 amino acids. Gene Ontology annotation, molecular function: metal ion binding; phosphatidylinositol-3-phosphate binding. Gene Ontology annotation, cellular component: centrosome; midbody; cleavage furrow. The record is from RefSeq and is a predicted model, not a curated record. The transcript is spliced from 11 exons. Gene Ontology annotation, biological process: abscission; mitotic cytokinesis checkpoint signaling. NCBI's taxonomy places the organism in Eukaryota, Metazoa, Chordata, Mammalia, Dasyuromorphia, Dasyuridae.
AUCCAAAGGCUUUCUGGGCUAUUAAGGAUUGGGGGCACCCGGAGUCGAGAGUUGUAAGUAGUGUGUUCGCUGCUCAGAUCUGUCUUGUGGCCCUAAGAAAAGUCUGUCUGUGAAGGGCACUGCCUUGCGGACCGAGGAAGCUGUCUGUUCUGCCCUGGAAAUGGAGGGCAGGUGCUAUGGUUGCGCGGCCAAGUUCACUUUAUUCCGAAAGGAGUGUGGCUGUAAGAACUGCGGGCGAGCCUUCUGUUCCCACUGCCUCUCCUUCAGUGCAGCUGUGCCGCGCUUGGAGCACGCCCAGCAGAAGGUCUGCAAGCCAUGCUAUGAAGUACUGACCAGAGGGCCGGCAGAGGCCAGCGGCUCCAAGUGGUCACCGCCUGAGAACUACAAGAAGCGGGUUGCUGCAUUGGAGGCCAAACAGAAGCUCGUUGUGCCCCAGGGCAUGGUUGGGCCACAGGGACUAUCUCAAGAAGACCAAGUCAUUGCCAAGCGACUGGAGAAACUCCGCCAGGGGACCAAGACUAAGGUGGUGCCUUCCCAGGCAGAGAUUGAGGCCCGGCUGGCUGCUCUUCGGGAUGAGCCUCGAGGCCCCAUCCCUUCCACAGAGGAGAUGGAGGACCGGCUAGCUAUGCUGCAGGGCAGAGUUCCCCCUUCCCAGGCUCCUCGGCCGGUCCACCAACCUCCUGACACCAGGACACAGGCCCAACAGGCAGAGGAUCUUUUGACUCAGCUAGCAGCAGAGGUGGUGAUCGAUGAAAGCUGUGAUCAAGAAACCCCAUUGCCAGGUGUCUCUCUGCAAAAUGACCUUAACCGGGACAGCCCACGGAGCUGGAAUAUUGGCUCGGCUGAGCUGGCCCACCAGCAGCUGGAAGGAGAGAAGGGCAGGCUCCUGGCAGAGGCAGCAGCUGAGCUAAGGGAGGAGAACACCCGGCAGGAGAGGAUCCUGGCCCUCGCCAAGCGGCUAGCUGUACUCCGGGGCCUGGACCCCGAAGGAGUGACCUUGCAGAAUUAUCACUUCCCUGAUAGCGAUGAGGAUGAAGAGGAGGCCAUCCAGAGAGUCCUUCAGCAGCUCACAGAAGAGGCUGCCCUAGAUGAGGCAAGUGGCUUCAACAUCCCUGCUAAGCAGGGGCCUCCAUCCCGGGCCCAGCCUAAGGCCCCCACCGUGACCCCCACAGCCGACUCAGAGGCGGAGGAGGAGCUUCCCUGGUGCUGCAUCUGCAAUGAAGACGCCACACUGCGCUGCUAUGGUUGCGACGGCGACCUUUACUGCCCACGCUGCUUCCGGGAGGGCCACGAUGCCUUUGAACGGAAGGAGCACCGAACAUCCGUCUACCAUCCCCCCUGCACAAGAGGAGAGCACUAACCCCUGCUGGGGUCUUGCUGGAAAGGCAGCGCCUGGGAAAGGGGCCCAGAGGUCCGGAGCUCCUAGUGCUCCCUGUGCCUCAGAGGGUGCUCCUUGGGGGUGCUACUCAGAGGGAGGAGCUGAUGCAUGAGGGAGCCCUCCUCUGCAGCCUUGGCUGCCCAAGGAGGAGGCUGGAUCCUCCUUCCUGAGAUGGGGAAGGGCAGCUCAAGUCAGAGCCACUGCCGGGGGAGGGGAAGGAAGCGGGGACUACUGAGGAUUUUAAUGCUUACUCUACUAAUAUCCUAGGAGCCCUAGAGGGGGUGACCCCGGUCCCUUGUCUAGAGGGGAUCAGGGGGCUGGGCUGCCAGUCUUAAACCUGGCCCAAAAAACUAUUCUCCCUCCGGAUCCACAGUACCUCAUUAUCCCCUAAUUAAAUGUAUUGAUUCCCUCAAA